AUGUUGGUGAUGGACCAGGAGGGGAGGCUGGGUUUGAAGGUAGGGCAGGCGAGGGCGGAGGCGGAGCAGGUUGAGGAUGUGGUUGUGGUUGAGGAGGCUGGUCUGGUCGAGGCUGUUGUGGUUGAAGUUGUUUUGGAUGAUGCGGAUGGUGUGGUGGAAGAUUUGGUAGUGGAAGAUGGGGAUGGGGAUGAAGUUGCUGUUGAUGGUUUUACUGCUGAAGAAGUCGUUAUGGGAGAUGCCGCUCUCGAUGAAACCGCUGUCGAUGAGACUAUGGUCGACAAUGCUGCUGUUGAUAUUGUUGUUGUGGAAGACGUGGUUGCAGACGAUACUACUGUGGAUGAUGCUGCUGUGGACGAUGCUGUUGUGGACGAUGCUGUUGCAGCAUAUGCAGCUGUAGAUGAUACAGCAGUGGAUGAUGCUACCGCCGACGAUAUUACCGACGGGGAUGCUACCGACGAGGAUGCUACCGCCGAUGAUACUGCUGCUGCUGAUGUUACUGCGGAAGGCGCUGCGGAAGGCGCUGCGGAGGAAGAUACGUUCCAUGGUGCCGAUGAGUCGGGUUGA
Messenger RNA from Letharia lupina, 564 nucleotides. RefSeq lists its product as uncharacterized. The transcript has a single exon. Bases 1 to 564 code for a protein of 187 amino acids. Lineage: Eukaryota; Fungi; Ascomycota; Lecanoromycetes; Lecanorales; Parmeliaceae. The record is from RefSeq and is a predicted model, not a curated record.